AUGCCGCCGGCAGCGGAGCGGAGGGCCGCCGCCGCCGCGGAGGAUCCGGGGAGGACCCACGCCCGCCUGGUGAAGACCGCUUCCGGCGACCGCUCCCUCUACAACCGCCUGAUCACCCUCUACUCCCGGGACUCCUCCACAGUGGCCGAUGCCCUCCGUCUCUUCUAUCGCCUCCCCUUCGCCCCCUCCGUCGUCUCCUGGACGGCCAUCAUCUCCGCCAUGGACCCCGCAGCGGCGCUGCACCUCUUCGUCUCAAUGGUCCGUAGCCGCACCCUGCCGAACCAGCGCACCGUUGCGUCCCUCCUGGGGAAAUGCGCCGCCUGCCCAGCCGUCCUCUCCGGGGCCGCACCCCAGAUCCACUCCCUCUCCCUGAAGCUGUGCCUCUCUCACCUCCCGUUCGCCGGGAGCGCCGUCGUCGCGUCCUACUGCAAGGUUGGCCGCCCCUUGGACGCCCUGAAGGUGUUCGACGAAAUUGACGAGAAAGACGAGGUCUGCUACGCCGCCGCGGUCGUGGGCCUCGCGCAGAACCGGCGGCCGGUGGACGCUCUCUCCCUCUUCGCGGCGAUGCGGGCCGCGGCCGUGGAGUCCACAAUGUACAGCGUCUCCGGCGCCCUCCGCUCAGCCGCAGAGAUGGCGGCAUUGGAACAGGCGAGGCUGAUCCAUGCCCACGCCAUGGUAGUGGGGCUGGAGGCCAACCUGGCGGUGGGAACCGCUCUGGUUGAUGCCUACGGGAAGUGCGGUCUCGUCUGCGACGCGCAGCGCGCCUUUGAUGGCCUCUGCGGAGACGCCAACGUGGUCGCCUGGAACGCCCUCCUCUCUGCGUACGCCCAGCAGGGAGAUGCGGAUCAUGCACUCCAUGCGUUCGAUAGAAUGCUCGGCGGCGGGCUGAAGGCGAACGAAUACACUUUCCUGGCCAUCCUCACCGCGUGCAGCAACGCCGGGCUGGUCUCGGAGGCGGAGCGGUGGCUGGGUCUGAUGAGCGCGGAGCACGGGGUGACGCCGGCACUGGAGCACUACACGUGCCUGGUCGGCGCGUUAGCGCGCGUGGGGCGGCUCGAGGAAGCGGAGCGCGUCGCGCGGUUGAUGCCCUUCGAGGCGGACGCGGCCGUCUGGCGAACGCUCCUGUCCGCCUGCGUGGCCCACGGCGACGCCGGCCUGGGGCGGACGGCCUGCCGGCGGAUUCUGGAGGUGGACCCGCAGGACGACUCCGCGUACGUCAUGCUCGCCAACGUCUACGCCGCGGCCGGGAGAAGGGACGAGGUGGCGGAGCUGUGGAGCACGAUGAGGUACCGGGGAGUGAAGAAGGAGGGCGGGCGGAGUUGGGUUGAGGUGCGCGGGGAGGUGCACGAGUUUCUGGCGGGCGACAGGAGGCACACGCGGGCGGCGGAGAUAUACGCCAAGGUGGAGGAGCUGAUGGGCGAGGUGGAGAGGCUGGGGUACGAGGCCGGGGGGAGGAGGGAGCUAUGGCACCACAGCGAGAGGCUCGCCCUGGCGUAUGGGCUGCUGAGCGGGGGAGCCCCCCUGGGGAAGCCGCUGAGGGUGGUGAAGAACGUCAGGAUUUGCGGGGACUGCCACGAGGCCUUCAGGUUCAUGAGCCGGGCCCUCGACCGGGAGAUUGUGGUGAGGGACGCCAACCGCUACCACAGAUUCGAGCAUGGUCUCUGCACCUGCAAGGGUCUCUGGUGA
This is a messenger RNA of Spirodela intermedia, 1686 nucleotides long. Lineage: Eukaryota; Viridiplantae; Streptophyta; Magnoliopsida; Alismatales; Araceae. The record is from the annotation of a GenBank genome assembly.